CCCAAAUUUCAGAUUCGGGGCAGACCUAGUGUAGCCGCCAACCCCGAACAGACUUCGCUCGGGGGUCAUAACUCCGAAACCGGAAGUGGUAGACUAACGCCACCUGGCCUAUGUUACUCCCCGGUCGGACCUACCCUUAUACCCCAAAUUUCAGACUCGGGGAAGACCUAGUGUAGCCGCCAACCCCGAACAGACCGGCUUCGCUCGGGGGUCAUAACUCCGAAACCGGAAGUGGUAGACUAACGCCACCUGGCCUAUGUUACUCCCCGGUCCGAGCUUCCCCUAUACCCCAAAUUUCAGACUCGGGGCAGAUGUAGCCGCCAACCCCGAACAGACAGACUUCGCUCGGGGGUCAUAACUCCGAAACCGGAAGUGGUAGACUAACGCCACCUAGCCUAUGUUACUCCCCGGUCUGAGCUACCCCUAUACCCCAAAUUUCAGACUUGGGGCAGACCUAGUGUAGCCGAAUACCCCGAACAGACCGGCUUCCCUCGGGGGUCAUAACUCCGAAACCGGGAGUAGUAGACUAACGCCACCUGGCCUAUGUUACUCCCCGGUCCGAGCUACCCCUAGACCCCAAAUUUCAGACUCGGGGCAGACCUAGUGUAGCCGCCAACCCCGAACAGACAGACAGACAGACAAACGACAGUCACAAAUAUAUAUAUAGAUAUAUCUGUUGUCUACUCUUCCUGGUUAGUUUUAUAAAAUAUGAUACCUGACUCUAAACCCAGGUAGCCACGCAUAUAUUAGUGAAGUAUCAUGGGCAAUGAAAAGAGGACACCGCUUUAUCCACCUUGUCGGCAAUCUUUUAAAGAAUAAAAGAACGUAGAAAGUAAUUCGAACUAUCUGAGACUCCAUCAAUUUACCCAAAAUCUCCACACAAUUUUACCGCAAUCCAUCUCUUAAAUAUCUAAACAGGACCUCUGACAAUAGGGAACCAAGCCGGAAAAUCUCUGAUCUCCAGGUUAACGAACUAACGGUUACACUCUGCAAACCUCAGCCGAAUCCAGUACCCUACAUCUAUUCGAAUCCCCGGUUGUACGUAACAAGGAGUAGGGUCGCCUGUCCAACCUCGUGGGUUUUCUCCGGGUCCUCCGGUUUCCUCCCAAUGCUAAAGACCCCUACGCGCAAGCGAAUUAUUGAAAUAAAAUUAAACCAUAUGUUAGUCCCGAAAUGACCUAGUUUGUGUCGAGUGAACGUUAAACCCCAUUUCUCUCUCUCUCUCUCUCUCUCUCUCUACCCUACCCUAGCCUCGGUUGUAACUACUUUCAAGUUCCCGGAUUACCAACGGCGUCGCCCAUGACGACGCAUUUGAAGAAGGGUUUAUCAUAUACAUAUUUCAAAGUCUGAAGCUGUUUUUCUUUCAGGUUUCUCCGAUUUUCUUUGAACAAGGACAUUUUAGCUCUGAAAAUUCUAACACACUCUUCGAACGACGCAAUUUUGAGAACUUCUUUCUAAAAGCGGCAGGUUUUCAUAAUAAGUCAACCGGUGCCACAUCGCGAUUGUAUAAAUGUAGGUACAUAUCACUUACCGUCAUACAUUCGAGGCUAGAUGUAGAGUACCGGAAUCUGCCUAGGUUUGCGGACUGCAAUGGCUUACUGAACCAUCGUGGCUCCGAUCGACCUAAAAGCCGGAUGAUCUUUGAAUUUAUUUAGUUUGUCACGAAUAUUUAUCGAUACAGGUUCACAUUAGGAAUAAGGUUUAGGAUAUGUAGUAUAAUGGUUCAUAUUUAUACUAGAUUGCAGGAGGUGUAACUUGCAAGUAAGUUUAGUAAGGUCCAGCCUUAUGACCAAUUAAAAAUUUAACAGAACACGAUUUUUAUGGGAAACAAUCUGAUUAUUUACGGAUGUAUAUUUUUUCUAGUACAUCUUGUUUCUUGAUCACCACUUUCACAAAAUGAUAAAUGGAUUGUAGUGGCAACAUCGUCAUUCCGGGAACAAGAUAUUACAGCUUUGACCAGAAUUCCUGGAUGGAAAGUUGUAGUUGUGGCACUGAGACGGGGCGCAAUCCCGACAAUACGAUUAAACAACUGUGUAUAUUUAGACAUUGCCCAACAAAAUCAACUUGGUUAUAAAACAGCAGAUUUCAUACCAGAAGGGAGCUACGCCAGAAAAAAUAUCGGUUAUCUUUAUGCUAUUUCUCAUGGCGCCAGAUUGAUUUAUGAGACCGAUGACAACGUGCGCCUAUGGGGUGGAUUACAACGAUUUGAAUUUAAGACGAUGAUGCGAGGUUUGGUGUAUGCAGGCGAAAACAGUUUUAAUCCCUAUCGCCAUUUUGGCCAACCUACAUUGUGGCCUCGUGGUUACCCAUUAAGUUCAAUAGGAGAGCAAAUAAACAAUGAAUAUAUCUUAAUGCAUGAAUUUAAAACACCCUUAAUCCAACAGGGUAUAAUAUCGAACGAUCCAGACGUCGACGCAAUGUUAAAAUUGAGUCGCAAAACGACAAAAGCUCAUUUUAACGUUACGUUUGAUACCAGAGCGCCACCUGUGAUUUUACCAGCUGGUGUGUUCUCUCCCUUUAAUUCCAAAGACACACUCUUCCUAUACAAUGCUUUAUGGGCACUAAUGUUACCCACAACCGUGACAAAUAGUGAGACAGAUAUCUGGCGCGGAUAUUGGGUCCAGCGACUUUUAUGGGAAAUUGAUGGCAAUUUGGGAUUUUUUCCACCCAAUGCUGAUCACACGGAUAGCGAACAUACUUCUUUAGAUGAGGCUGUCGUCGAUGAAAAACGUGUUUAUUUCCAAACGGAAGAUGUGAUAAAGUUCUUAAGACAAUGGCAAUGUCCUCGGGAUUUUACAUUCUAUGAUUGUAUUAUGAGACUCAGUAGUGGAAUGGUGAAUCAUGAUUUCUGGGACUAUAGUGAUUAUGAUUUGGCAAAAUCAUGGCUGAAUGAUCUGAAAGCAGCAGGAUUUGUGUUGCCGGAAAGACGCAGACCCAAACCCAAUUUUCAUAUGCAGUCUAUUUUCCAAAAUAUCAGCUACAGUAAUUCAGCGGUUUCUAAAGACGUCCAGGAACCCAAGGCUGUGUUUUUUUGGCCUUCUGAACAGAAUCCACCUUCAUUAUAUUCCAGUGCUCCGGAAACCAAUGGUAUGUCAUUGAAUCACAUAGACAGAGUGGUUAAAAUGUGUUCAGAUGUUCAAGUCUCCAUCUCACACGACAUGUUUGAAACACACAAACAAUACGAGGACAUAUUGUUAAUAAUAGUGUUCAAUUUCCCACAUUUAUAUAACAUCGAUUAUUUACAGACAUUAUACAGUAUUCAUUUCCCCCAGAUCUUGUUUUGUGCAAACGAUUCUACACAAUUUGUAGCGGCUUCAAAAAAUCUAAAACAAAGGGUGAGCUUCGUUAAAACUUAUACCAUUCAAGGUAUCCUGAUAUAUAAUUGUCUAAGCCAUGCAAUAGCUAUGAACUAUGACGUCAGUGGUUAUAUCAUUAUGGGUGAUGACGUACUACUCAAUACUUGGAAUAUAGCAGAUCUACCAAAAGAUAAAUUUUGGUUUCAAAAAUCUCUGCAAGUUUUUAAUAAGUCAGAUUCUUAUGAACGAAAUCGUUGGAUUUGGUGGAGACGAAGAUGUGGAAAAAAGGCGUACAAUAAUUUGUUCAACUUUCUACAAACGAUCCCAUCUCUUAAUCCUGAAAAAGCACCUAUAAUCCAUGACUUUACUAAGAUGCUUAAAAGUAAUACACAAUCGGACGAUGGACUUUUACGAGCUGUGUCGGAUUUUUUAUAUGUACCAAAGCGUUUUCAGGACCGUAUGUUAUACUUUUUAGAAAUCUUUUCCCGACAUGGGGUGAUGUUGGAAUUGGCGCUACCUACUGUAAUGGGAGGAUUGGAUCACCGCAAAAAUAUUGUGCCCGUGCGUGGCGUCGUUUUAUGGUACGAAAAACGUUUGAACUACACAACCAGUUUCAACCCAUCAAGUCAUUUUAUGCACCCAUUGAAGUUAGGCAUAGAAAUGAAAAAGGAGAAAGGUUGGCGUUUUGUUUGCUCACGUGUUAUCCCAUUGAUGUUGCAUGGGGUAUCAAAAAAGAAUUAAUACACUGAUGUGUCUGAGAGAGAGAGAGAGGGAGAGAGAGAGAGAGAGAGAGAGAGAUGUGGUUUAACAUCUACGAGCCGAAUGGUUAGCACGUGCGCGUCGUAUCAUAAGGUCUGUCAUUGAGUCAACUGGCGUGGUUUCGAUUCCCCGACUGUACGUGACAGUAGUGUCGCUUGUCCAACCUCUCUGUUCUGAGAAAGACCUUAGAAAACAUUCUCAAUUACAAAUGAUUGUUAUAGUCUAUAAAUAACUUUAAUGGGUUUAACUAUGCUAAAAUAUUUUACUUUGUAAUGGUAAUAUCUAUGCUCACGUAUUUUAUUUUGUAAUGGUGAUAUCUAUGCUAAAAUAUUUUAUUUUGUAAUGGUGAUAUCUAUACUCACAUAUUUUAUGUUGUAAUGAUGAUAUCUAUGCUCACAUAUUUUAUGUUGUAAUGAUGAUAUCUAUGCUCACAUAUUUUAUUUUGUAAAGGUGAUAUCUAUGCUCACAUAUUUUGCUUUGUGAUGGAGAUAACUUAUAUGCUCACAUAUUUUAUUUUGUGGUGGUUUUAACUAUGCUCACAUAUUCCGUUUUGUAAUGGUGAUAACUAUGCUAACAUAUUAUGUUUUGUAAUGGUGAUAACUAUGCUAACAUAUUAUUUUUGUUAACUAUGUUUACAUAUUAUGUUUUGUAAUGGUGAUAACUAUGCUAACAUAAUAUUUUGUUUUGUAGUGGUGAUGACUAUGCUCACAUAUUAUGUUUGGUAGUGGUGAUAACUAUGCUAACAUAUUAUUUUUGUAAUGAUGGUGACUAUAUAUAUGAUAACAUAUUAUGUUUUGUAAUGGUGAUAACUCUAUUCACAUAUUUUGUUUUGUUAGGUUGAUAAUACGCCCUUCUUCAUUAAGCCCGUUCUGACAUUAAACCCUCUUUCUCUAGA
Molecule: messenger RNA, 4950 nt
Organism: Patella vulgata (common limpet)
Lineage: Eukaryota; Metazoa; Mollusca; Gastropoda; Patellidae
Exons: 3
Coding region: 2220-4037 (605 amino acids)
Source: RefSeq, a predicted model, not a curated record